Messenger RNA from Thermochaetoides thermophila DSM 1495, 1764 nucleotides. Its product is annotated as putative phosphoinositide binding protein. Gene Ontology annotation, biological process: conjugation with cellular fusion. Gene Ontology annotation, molecular function: protein binding; phosphatidylinositol binding. Bases 1 to 1764 code for a protein of 587 amino acids. Gene Ontology annotation, cellular component: mating projection tip. Lineage: Eukaryota; Fungi; Ascomycota; Sordariomycetes; Sordariales; Chaetomiaceae. The record is from RefSeq and is a predicted model, not a curated record. The transcript has 3 exons.
AUGCGCGCUCUAAAGGCAAUUCGAAGAUCGAUCAAGGGGGAGAAGGAGAAACCGCACAUUAGCAUUCCCCAAAAAUCAGCACUCGCGAUUGUCCCGCCCAAGAAGGUUAUUCGGGCUCUCUACGAUUAUGAAGCGCAAGGUCCGGGAGAGCUAAGUUUCUCCCGUGGCGAUUUUUUCCAUGUCAUCGGCCGAGAAAACGACCCCGAAUGGUACGAGGCAUGCAACCCCGCGCUCCCGGAUGCCCGAGGUCUGGUCCCCGUUGCAUUUUUCCAGGCUCUUGGCCGCACCGAGCGCGACAGCGCUCAGUCACAACCGGACAGUGCCCGCUCCAUCAAGCACCCCGACCAUGAUUCCGGCUACGGCGAAGCUCCGGCAGCAAGCCCCCCACCGGCUCCGGCCCCGGCGAAGAAGAAAGCCAGUGCUAUGGUCUAUGGCGUAGUCAUGUAUGACUUCCAUGCCGAGAGGGCUGACGAGCUCGAAGCGAAGGCUGGCGAGGCCAUUAUUGUGAUCGCGCAAUCAAACCCCGAGUGGUUCGUGGCAAAGCCCAUUGGCAGGCUCGGCGGCCCGGGUCUGAUUCCCGUUUCCUUCGUUGAGAUUCGCGAUAUGGUGACCAAUAAGCCGGUUGAGAACCCGCAAGAAGCUGUACGGAAGGCUGGAAUCCCCAAGGUGGAGGAAUGGAAGCGCAUGGCUGCCGAGUAUAAGAACUCGAGCAUCACGCUGGGUAAAUUCGAGUCGAACAGCAGCAAACAGCCAGUACAGCAACAACUGCAGCAACAGCAACAGCAACAGCAGCGUGCUCUUGAGCAGAGCAUGGAGCGUAUGAGCCUUGGACAAUCCAAUGGCCAUCAGAGUCACUCCUCUACCUCAUCCCUGAAGUCAUCGCAAGCCGCAGGAUACACAGGCUCUCAGGCAAACCCCUUGCCGGCACCCGUGUUUGCGACUAUCCCACGGUACUGCUUCGCUGAAGACAAGUACUGGUUCAUCGUUGUCGUUGAGAUGGAGGAUGGCCGGGCUUGGGAGCUGUCGCGCUACUACGAAGACUUUUAUGAUUUCCAGAUUGCGCUUCUCUCAGCAUUUCCCGUGGAAGCCGGCACAACUGGUCAGCAGCAACGAACCCUCCCGUACAUGCCCGGACCCGUCAACUAUGUGACCGACGCGAUUACGGAAGGGCGGCGUUACAACCUCGAUGCCUAUGUUAAGAACCUUCUGGCCCAGCCACCGCACAUUUCAAGGUGCGAUCUGGUCAGAACGUUCUUCCAGCCAAGAGAGGGCGACAUCGAAAUCGACCCGCAGGUGCUCCGCGAAGAGUAUCGUGUGUCCGGCGCAUCCAGGCCAUCGUCGACUGAGUCUCCUGCAGAUGCCGCAUCCCGACAGUCUUCAAGGCAAAAUCUCCACAGCAAUGGCAGCGGCUACUCGAGCUACACAUCUCGGCAGCAGCCGUCCGUGUCGCGGCAGGUCUCGUCGCUAUCUCAGCCGUCACAGUCGUCGCUAUCGCCUGGUGCGGGUAUUCAGCCACAGCCAGGUGCUCAGAUGAAGGUGAAGCUCAGCUACAAUGGUGAACUCAUUGCCAUUAAGGUGCCAUCGGAUAUUUCCUUCCGGCAACUCUACGACCGUAUUGUUGAGCGUCUCAAGAUCCCUCCUGGCGAGCAGCCUCAACUGUCGUAUAAGGACGAGCCGACGGGAGACAAGCCACCACUGAUGAGCGACUACGAUUUGGAGGUGGCGCUGUCGCGAAACGAGAAGUUGCUUUUGUAUGUUGAGUAG